Molecule: messenger RNA, 1589 nt
Organism: Drosophila eugracilis
Lineage: Eukaryota; Metazoa; Arthropoda; Insecta; Diptera; Drosophilidae
Gene: Spag1
Product: sperm-associated antigen 1
Exons: 5
Coding region: 72-1469 (465 amino acids)
Cellular component (GO): cytosol; mitochondrion
Molecular function (GO): heat shock protein binding
Source: RefSeq, a predicted model, not a curated record
CGAUAGACACAACCAAUCCAAAUAUAUAAAACAUAGCAUAGUCACUUAUUGAAUAGUACAAAUCACAAAUAAUGGAAAACGAAAAUAAGAAAUCUUUAUUGGAAAAAUAUAAUAUACCAUUACACUAUCUUGAUUUUGCUCAUGUAGAAAAAUGUACAAAUGCACGCGAAAUGGAGAAAAUUGUGCAAAUCCUGCGCUCUGGUCAGGAAGGAUAUUAUCCUGACUUGUUACGAUGUUCGGAGGAUAAACUAAAGGAACUGAAGCCGGAUAGUAAAUUAUUUCGCUACGAGGAGCAAAUCAGGAAUAGCGAUUCCUUAGGCAAACAUGAAUUAAAACCCAUUCUGGAUUGGACUGAAUCCAUUAAAACAAAGGAUAAUGCACUCAAAGAACUGAAGAAAGAGAAACAGAAUUUAGAUAUACCUUCUGUACGCAAGCUUUCUAAAAUUGAUUUGGAAAAACAGACCAUUGAGAAAUCGAAGCCAUCAGCAAAAGAAUCACCUCAGCCCAAGGCGAACAAGGAGGACCGGAUUAAAUCAACGGACUACAAAAAAUGGGAUAAGUAUGAUCCCGAUGAGGAGAUACUGCGUAUGGAUCUUGAAGAAGAACGUAACAAGGAGCAGGUUGAGCAGACUGCUUUCAGUUAUCAGAAACCAGCCACCAAGGAUGAGUUAAAAAGCGAAAAGGAUUCCCUUUAUGAACGCCUCCAAAUGCAGUUAAAGAGCCUAAGCCAACUAGAGCGAGAACAAUUUGCAGAAAGACAUCGACUUCGAGGAAAUGAGUACUUUAAAUCUAAGGAAUAUGAGAGUGCCAUCGAAGAGUACAACUGCGCCAUAAUAUACGAUCCCGAAAACGCCGUCCAUGCUUACAACAAUCGUGCACUAUCUCAUAUUAAAACAAAGAAGUACUUCUCAGCCAUAUCGGACUGCCAAGCCUGCCUGCAGCUGGAUCCGCAGAAUGUUAAGGCUCAUCUCCGUAUGGCAGAGGCACACAAUGCUGAUGGAAGACAACUUGAGUCUCUAGCUAUGUACAAGAAAGUUUUGGACUUGGAGCCAGAUAAUGUUAUUGCCAAGAAGUCUGUGGAGAAGCUAACUUCAUUUCUGGGUGAGGUUGCUCCGGACAAUGCUACACGUUUGAUAAUUGAGGAGAUCGAUCCGCCGGAACUGAAGACAUGCGAUCCCAAGAAGAAGCUAGAGAAGAGCGGAACAUCGGUGACUAAGAAACCUCAAGCACCACUAGCAAAAACAGCAGCACCACCACCUAAAGAUUACGAUCUAGCUGAAUUGGUCAAACCGAAUCGCACGGUUAAAAGUAAAUUGAUCUCGGCCGCCGAGGCUUUGGGGAAUAAGUUCAACGCAAAGGGCGGUGCUCCCAUGAAACCACCUCUUCCUUCCUCUCCAAAAGAGGAUAUGCUGCGUUUGCCACACAAUAAUCUCAAUGCAAGCAAUAAGCUGCUCAUCCAAGAGAUUUAGGAGUACUUCUUAACUACUGCAGAGUUAUGAUACAUUUAUUAUUAUUUUAAGCCAAUAAAUUAUACAUUGGCUUAUAUAAUAUUAAUACAGACAGAAUACAAAUAAAUGAUCGCAAAAUCA